AUGCGUGAGGGUGAAAAGACAGCUGAGGUCCGCGGGCUUGCGAUGGAUGCGCAGCCGGCGGAGCCCGCCGCCGUGGGCGUUGUGCAAGCGAUGCAGCGCUGCCUUAUAUUCCACAAGUCCGCGGAGGCGCCGUUCUCCACCACCGUCUUUUGCAACCCGGACGGGGCGGUGAAGAAUGUGAGGGAGCAGUUGCAGGACGGAGGGUCUACCCCCGACGGCCUUUGCGUUUGGGUGGACAUGCAGGGGUGCACCGGGGAGCAGCGCCGGAGUAUGCUCCAGCUGCUCUUCCCGCACAUGGGACCAAGUCAGAUUGAAGGGGCGCUCAGCCCUGACACGUAUGACGCAGUGGAACUGCAGUCGGUGAAAGGGGAGUACCUCAUUGGCGGCAUCGCGUGUUCGCCCAGCCGCGUUCCUUCCUCCCCUGGCCUCGCCGCGUCGGAGUUCGAAGGGGAGAACACAGUUCUUUGCUCCUUUGCGUGCAGCGACCGUUUUUUGCUGACGAUGCAUGCAGUCCCGUUUGUCGGUUUUGCGGAGCUGCUGCGGCACGUCGAGGUGGGGGGUGGUCUCGGGCAGCGCAGGGGCGAGGCUGCGCUCACCAGCGCCCCGGCCUCACUGCAGACGAGCACCACAAGUGCCGGCAUUCUCUUUGUGCUGGUUUGCUUUGCUUGCGAGGCAUUCCUCCCUGAUCCCACCUCGCUGCUUGCCGAGGUGGGCAACAUUGACGAGAUGGUGCUCCUCAUCGCCCCCGGCGAACGGGACCAGGUGGAUCUGCUUCGCCGCGUGGCGGUUUUGCGCCGCCGCAUCGCCAACUUCCGCAUGGGGUUGUACCUGAAGGAAAAGCUAUUGCAGGAGCUUAUUGCGCCCGCCAUGCGUGCGUCGUUUGUGGCGAAUCCGCCGGGCGCGGUGCAGGCGUACAAGGAGACGCUGGAUAAGGUGCAGCAGGUGUCGGGGCGGCUCGAUGACACCCGAGACAUGCUCAUUCAAGCAAACUUGAAUUUUGUCUGUGGUGUCUCCAUGCGGAUGGCGCAGGGGUCAGCUGUACUUGAUUUCAAGAUGUCCAUACUGAACCAGGUGGCAGCUGUUUGUCUCCCCAUCCAUCUUGUUAUUUCGCUGUUUGGCAUGAACUGCAAGGUGCCGUACACCAAAGAUGACUACCCCACGCUUACUGCGUUCUGGGUCAUCUGUGCGGGGUUUGCUCUGUGGGCUAUCUUGUUCAUGUCUCCGUUGAUUCUUGACGCCGUUCGGGGGCUAAAGGCACCACCCGUCGCGCCGUACUCGUGA
This is a messenger RNA of Trypanosoma rangeli, 1281 nucleotides long. Its product is annotated as MGT2 magnesium transporter. Gene Ontology annotation, molecular function: metal ion transmembrane transporter activity. The transcript has a single exon. Gene Ontology annotation, biological process: metal ion transport; transmembrane transport. Bases 1 to 1281 code for a protein of 426 amino acids. The record is from RefSeq and is a predicted model, not a curated record. Gene Ontology annotation, cellular component: membrane. Lineage: Eukaryota; Euglenozoa; Kinetoplastea; Trypanosomatida; Trypanosomatidae.